Molecule: messenger RNA, 645 nt
Organism: Colletotrichum lupini
Lineage: Eukaryota; Fungi; Ascomycota; Sordariomycetes; Glomerellales; Glomerellaceae
Exons: 5
Coding region: 1-645 (214 amino acids)
Source: RefSeq, a predicted model, not a curated record
AUGAGUGCAGUGAAUCUCCCCAGCCGAUCAGUGAAGCCGGGGCAUCAGCCUCGAGAUCCCGCUUUUCCGGGCGGGCGUCACCGCACGCGACUGGUCAAAGCCAUACUUAAGCGCCCAACGACCAACAAAACCGGAGCUGAUCCUCGGAUUUGUUUCUAUUCGUUGACGGAGCUGCACGGCGCUUCGGCGAGUGGACAGGCGCGCGCGGAAGUGAAGCCUACCUUCGUCCCCUUGCCUCGGUGGAACGAGUCUAGACCGUCUGGUCGCAUGAGGUACGCCAGCGGGCGUAGUAACCCAGCACCCGGCCCUGUUCGCGCCUUUUACAAUGAAAACGACCGGAGCACAUUCGACGUCGGAUACAAAGAUGUGACCCUUGCACCGAGAGGCCCGCGAAACGGCAGGCAGCAUGGAAACUCCAACUUCAGUUUGGCAACGUAUCAUCCGGCGCCCACACACGUCUUGUAUUUUCAGAACGGGUACUGUGUGAAAAUGACGAUGAGGAUAUGGGCCAAUAACAUAAUGAUAUAUAGCGACCAAAAGUGGUGCAUCUUUCAACAAACACCGUCCGUUGUAGUCGAUGGCCGAGCGGUACGAUUCUUGCCCUUGAAUGGGUGGAAGCGUAUGUUGGCUCACGGUCCUACAUAA